UCUCUACAAAUUUGUGUUAUAUAUUUACAUAGUUUCUAUGAUAUUUCUUUGCAUAUUAUUUGCUUAAAUUUGCAUCAAGUGAAAAUUAUUGGCAAUGCAGAAUGAAAAGAAAACAGAGUUCAGCCAUGAUAUCAACAUGUAUCAGGACGGCAAAGAUAGAAACGACUCGGAUUCCUUGAGCUCCGAUUCAGCGGAGGAGGUAAACAAGCACAGGAAUGUGAAAACCACUGAGAGUCAGCCCAGCAAACCCAUCGAAAUAGCGUUUGUGGCGCUCUCUUUCGUACUGAUGUUCAUCACGUUUCCCAUCUCGAUAUUCAUGUGCUUGAUCAUUCUGCAGGAGUAUCAGCGGGCCGUGAUAUUGCGGUUGGGCCGCUUGCGCCCGGGCGGUGCACGUGGCCCUGGCAUGGUGUUUGUUCUGCCCUGCGUUGAUCGAUAUCGCAAGAUCGAUCUGCGCACCACAUCUCUCGACGUGGCACCACAGGACAUACUCACCAAGGACUCGGUGACCAUCAGCGUGGAUGCUGUACUCUAUUACCGUGUCAGGAAUCCACUUGACGUCGUGCUGCAAGUGAUGGACCCCGAAAGCUGCUGUGAGCUGUUGGCCAUGACAACGCUCAGGAAUAUCACCGGCGGGUACAUGCUCAUCGAGCUGGUCAGCUCCAAAAAGGCCCUGUCCAGGGAAAUUAAGGCCGCACUCGAUUCCACGGGCGCCACGGAAGCAUGGGGCAUUCGCAUUGAACGUGUCGAAAUCACCGAUAUUUAUAUGCCGGAGUCGCUGCAACGUGCCAUGGCCGUGGAGCAGGAGGCACGCCGCGAGGCAAUGGCCAAGGUAGCUGCUGCAAAUGGAGAACGCGAUGCAGUCAAGGCACUGAAGGAGGCCGCCGACAUCAUGGAAUCGAAUCCCAUAGCACUGCAGCUGCGCUAUCUGCAAACACUCAAUACGAUUGCAAACGAGGAGACGCAGUCCAUUGUCUUUCCCUUCCCCAUCGAUAUUAUGCAGAAGCUAAUUAAGUGAACAGAUCCUGAGCUGCACAAAUGAACUUUGAAGUAAACUUCUUUUC
Drosophila navojoa is the source of this 1061-nucleotide messenger RNA. Its product is annotated as stomatin-4. NCBI's taxonomy places the organism in Eukaryota, Metazoa, Arthropoda, Insecta, Diptera, Drosophilidae. Gene Ontology annotation, cellular component: plasma membrane. The record is from RefSeq and is a predicted model, not a curated record.